This is a messenger RNA of Guillardia theta CCMP2712, 759 nucleotides long. RefSeq names its product 20S proteasome subunit alpha type 7. Gene Ontology annotation, cellular component: nucleus; proteasome core complex; proteasome core complex, alpha-subunit complex. The record is from RefSeq and is a predicted model, not a curated record. The coding region runs from base 1 to 759 and encodes 252 amino acids. The transcript is spliced from 4 exons. Lineage: Eukaryota; Cryptophyceae; Pyrenomonadales; Geminigeraceae. Gene Ontology annotation, biological process: ubiquitin-dependent protein catabolic process.
AUGUCGAGCCGCUAUGAUCGCGCGAUUACGGUGUUCUCACCCGAUGGACACUUGUUCCAGGUUGAAUAUGCGCUCGAGGCUGUGCGACGAGGCACGACUGCCGUGGCAGUCAAGGGGGAUAACAUUAUUGUAGUUGGGGUGGAGAAGAAAUCCACCGCGAAGCUUCAGGAACCUCGUACUGUAAGAAAGAUCCAUGUAUUGGACGACCAUGUCUGCUUGGCUUUCGCGGGACUCACUGCCGAUGCAAGAGUUCUGGUGAACCGCACAAGGGUGGAGUGCCAGAGCUUCAAGCUCACCAUGGAAGAUCCGGUCUCAGUGGCGUACAUCACUCGUUAUCUAGCGGGAAUUCAGCAGAAGUACACGCAGAGCGGAGGUAUGCGUCCUUUUGGGAUCUCAACUCUUAUUUGUGGAUACGAUCGAAAUGGCCUCUCACUCUACCAAACUGAACCGUCUGGGACCUUCUACGCUUGGAAAGCGAAUGCCAUUGGCAAGAAUUCUAAAACUGUGCGCGAAUACCUGGAAAAGAAUUAUACGGAUGAGCUCGCCGCAUCGGACGAGGAGUGCAAGAAGCUGGCGGUGAAGGCGCUGUUGGAGGUGGUUGAGAGCGGGGGAAGGAAUAUUGAGAUCGCGACCAUGAGGAUGAACGAGCCUCUCAAGAUCUGGAGCGAUGAAGAGGUGGAUGCUUUUGUGUCGAGCAUCGAGGCUGAGAAGGCCGCUCAAGCCGCCACGAGCGGAGGAGCUCCCGCUGCCUCCUCAUAA